This is a messenger RNA of Tilletiaria anomala UBC 951, 1557 nucleotides long. Its product is annotated as putative chromatin assembly factor 1 subunit C. Gene Ontology annotation, molecular function: histone binding. The record is from RefSeq and is a predicted model, not a curated record. The transcript has 8 exons. Bases 180 to 1448 code for a protein of 422 amino acids. Gene Ontology annotation, cellular component: cytoplasm; Rpd3L complex; Rpd3L-Expanded complex. Gene Ontology annotation, biological process: regulation of gene expression. Lineage: Eukaryota; Fungi; Basidiomycota; Exobasidiomycetes; Georgefischeriales; Tilletiariaceae.
CGACACUCGAGUUGCCCCAGCCUCCUCUCGGGCUCAUCACUUACAUAUCCACAUCGACGACCUGAACGCAGCCCCGCGAAUAAACGGAUUGCUGAAUCGGAUGGAACUUCCUGGAUCCCAGCACACUCUCCCGCUCUCAAAAGGUUGAGCGAUCCGCUUCUGACGUGCAAGGCCCGAACAUGUCGCACAUCGAUAUGGAAGACGAUGAGGCGGCUGCGAACGCCGCCAUGAUAUCGAAUGAGGAAUACAAAAUCUGGAAAAAGAACUCGCCAUUCCUCUACGACUUGGUCGUCACCCAUGCGCUCGAAUGGCCGACACUCACUACCCAGUGGUUUCCAGACAAAGACACAACCUCCACAAAGGGCUAUUCGACACAUCGAAUCUUGCUCGGCACACACACCUCGGGCCAAGAUCAAAAUUACCUGCAGAUCGCCCAGGUGCAGCUUCCGCUGGCGAACGAGGAGCUCGACCAGGCCAAAUACGAUGAUGACAAAGGAGAGAUCGGCAGCUAUGGCGGGACGCAAGCGCGCGUCAAGAUCAUCCAGCGCAUCAACCACGACGGCGAGAUCAACCGCGCACGCUACUGCCCGCAAAACCCGGACCUGAUCGCGACGCGCUCCUUGACGGGCGCGACAUGGAUCUUCGACCGGACAAAGCACAGUAGCAACCCCGCGCCGGACGGCAAGUGCCGGCCGGAUAUCAUCCUGACGGGACAGAAGAAAGAAGGGUAUGGCCUCGCAUGGAAUGUCAAGAAGCAGGGCGAGAUCAUCGCCGCGAGCGAGGACACAACGGUCGCGUGGUGGGAUAUCAACAAGUAUCAAAAGGGCAACAGCACUCUGGAGCCGCUGGCCAAGUUCAAAGGUCAUUCGGCCAUUGUUGAGGACUGUGCAUGGCACAACUUUUCGCAAACGCUCUUUGUCUCGGUGGGCGACGAUCGACAGAUGCUCGUGUGGGACACGCGAGAAACGCCUGAGAAGCCUAAGCACCGCGUCGAGGCGCACACAGGCGAGGUGAACGCGGUGGCGUUCAGCCCCGCCAACGAGUACAUCCUUUGCACGGGCUCCUCGGACAAGACGGUGCGGCUGUGGGACCUGCGCAACCUCAAGAACCCGCUGCACGCGCUCGAGGGCCACACGGAUGAGAUCCUUAGCUUGGCCUUCUCGCCAACGAACGAGACGGUCCUCGCGAGCGCCAGUGCGGAUCGGAGGGUGAAUAUUUGGGAUCUGAGCUUGAUCGGGGCGGAGCAAACACCCGACGACGCCGAAGACGGACCGCCCGAGUUGCUUUUCCAGCAUGGUGGUCACACGGCUCGGCCGACUGACAUCUGCUGGUCGCCGCACGACCCGUGGCACAUGGUCACCGCAGCGGAGGACAACGUCGUCCAGAUCUGGCGGCCAAGCCGGGCCAUCACGGAGGAAGGGGACAUCGAGAAGGUCGAGCUAGAGUGAUACGCCACUCGGUGUAUAUCUGCAGCAUAUCGCUUACUGUGGACUUAAACGGGAAUGAAGGAGGGACCCCUUGCACAUGUGUUUCCGAGCAGAUCGCAUCGGCUUGUCC